AUGCUGUACGGCAGCCAGCAGUGGGACCCCUGGCGGAUCCUUGGCCAGAUACUGGUGCUGCAGACGCUCGGGUACUCGUCCCUGGGGUUCCUCUCCGCGUGCGCCAUGACCUUCACCACCGGCGCCAGACCCGACCCCGUCUGGAUCCUCAGCGACCAGCACGUGACGAUCUGGACGGUCCCGGGCAUGGUCCUGAUCGCCUGCCACGCGGUCAACGCGGCCCUGCUCGGCGUGUACAUGCUCAAGAUCGUCGAGCGCGCCAAGAAGGUCCUGGACUUCUCCGCCACGUGGUACGUCCUGCACGUGGGCGUGUGCUGGGCCUCCUACGGGUUCCCCAAGAGUGUGGCGUGGUGGGCGAUGAUCGGCGGGUGCUUCGUUGGCACGUCGCUGCUCGGGGAGUGGCUGUGCGUGCACCAGGAGCUCAAGGACAUCCCGCUCGCCAGCCUGCGCCGGAAGCCGUCGUCCGUGACGCCCGCGACCGUGCGCGUGCCCGGACAGUCGGUGGCGGGGCCGUCCGAGCCGGGCGCCGGCACCUCGCGCGCCGCCCCGGCGCCGUCGGGCGACGCGCGCAUGAUGCAGGUGCUUGGCGUCAAGGCGCGGCAGCCGGCGCUGUCCUCCACGGAGACGCAGGGGCUGCUGAUGACCGAGGUGCAGCGCCCGGAGGAGGGCGAGCAGGUGUGA
Molecule: messenger RNA, 681 nt
Organism: Pedinophyceae sp. YPF-701
Lineage: Eukaryota; Viridiplantae; Chlorophyta; Pedinophyceae
Source: the annotation of a GenBank genome assembly